GGCUUCAUUACGAAUUGGGUCAGGUUGAGGAACUUUUAUCUUAGAACUUUUUCAGUGACAGAGUUAGUCUGAAUCUUGACCACCGCACAAAAUGCUACUAAGACUAUUGCUAUGCACCCUGAUGGCUUACGCCGCCUUGGUGGAAUCCCUGGAGUUCACCGUCAUAAACACACCCAUGGGUCAAAUCAAAGGAGCAGAGGUCAUGGCCAGCAACAACAAAACCUACUGGUCAUUCCGUGGUGUACCCUACGCCAAGCCCCCAGUUGGACCACUCCGUUUUGCUAAGCCCGAGCCACUUCAACACCGAGACGGCAUAUUUGACGCCACGGUUCCAGGUUAUUCUUGUGUCCAAGAUAAUUUUUUCCUCCUGCCCGGUGAAAAAGUUUCCGAAGACUGCCUCAGCCUGAGCAUUUACGUCAAGGACUUCCGUGUGACCCGUAACUCGGCUAAGAAAGUUGUGGUUUGGUUUCACGGCGGGGCCUUUUUGUUCGGCUCGGCUUCCGUUUAUGACGCCGGAUCUUUCGUCACCGACUAUGACGUCAUAGUGGUCUCUGUUCAAUAUCGGUUGGGCGUUCUGGGAUUUCUGAGCUCCGAAAAUGAUGCCAGUCCCGGAAAUUACGGUUUGUGGGAUCAAGCCCUCGCUUUGCGCUGGGUCAAAAGUCACAUUGCUUGGUUCGGCGGAGACCCGGAUGAUAUUGCUCUUGCAGGAGAGUCUGCCGGUGCUGCGUCAGUGUUGUUGCUGUCGCUGAGUCCAACAACGAAAGGGUUGUUCACCAAGGUCUACGCCCACAGCGGAACGCCCACCGGGCUUUUCGCACGUUAUCACGGCGCGAAAUCCGACGCGAUUCUACUCGCUAAAGAAAUGAACUGUACGAGUGGACCCUCGCGAGCGGAAUUUAUCUUUGACCAAUCCGUCGUGAACUGCCUGCGAUCAAAAUCUUUAUCUCAACUCGCAAGACCUUUAUCCUUUGACGUGACAAGAGCUGUUUACGUUCCAGUAGUGGACGGUUCCUUUCUCCCCAAACCUCCAUCUGAGCUGUUGAAUGACACUCACUACCUAGAAACCAUCGGGUUCUACUCUCGUAAAUAUUUCAUUGUUUUAAACAACAACGAGCAAUCCGCUAUCGACGCCCGAUUCCUUCCGCAAAAAUCCAUCUUCUACGCCACCAGCAACGGGUCGGAUGCCGACAAAGACGCCCUGUGGUACCAGUUUAAAAAAUCCCUGGCCAGGUCCAACAUUGCUCAACGUUAUGAAGUCCCCGACGUCUCGAGCCAAGUGGUGAAAACGGUGACUGACUGGUACGAGGACAGAUUCGUUGGCGACACCGCCUACCAGCAGCUUCUGACAGACUUACACUUCAAUAUUCCGGCUUUCGACGUCCUCAAUGCCAUCACUCAAAGCAAGAACACGCACGUUUGGCUCAUGUACUUCAACUACUACCCCCACUUCAUGCAGGGUCCGUACCGGGGAAUGAUACACAGCCUGGACCUCUGCUUCUGGUUUGAUUUCCCCCUGCCACUGAUUGAUAAAUACCUAAGCGCCGGAGCCACGGGAAGUUAUGACCAGCGGGACAGGCAAAUCAAGAGAAACUUCUCCACCAUUCUUGCUGAGUUUGUGAAAAAUGGUACCACUGGCGCUGCGAUCUCUAGAAUUAUCCCAACUGGUUGGCCUGAGUAUGACAACGUUGGACAAUACUACUUGGACUUCAACCAAAGCCCGUCCAUUCGAAGAAAUCUAUUGAGAGAACAGCGACAGCUUUGGGGAAUGGUGCCUCCAAUGAUAUCAAAUAAUUGUCUGUAAAGAAAAAAAAGAUAGAUAUCUCCACUUAUUAAACAAAACGAAAUCGUCAAUUACAAUUGUAAAGGUUUUCGAAAGUAAAUUAUUUUAUAUCAUGUUUUUAACAUAUUGUCAUUUUUUUUUAAAAGCCAUACACAGUGAAAUCUCGGAUUUUGUUGACUUCGGUUAUGAUUGUCUUUAAGAUUGUGUCAUUUGUAUUCGAGACAACUUGAUUUCGGCUUUCGUCGCUAAUUUGACUUGAGUUGAGAUGUAUCUCGGUGAACCUAGAGUUGACUAAGAUAUGGCUUGCAUGAGGUAUUUUG
Physella acuta is the source of this 2100-nucleotide messenger RNA. Its product is annotated as cocaine esterase-like. The record is from RefSeq and is a predicted model, not a curated record. Lineage: Eukaryota; Metazoa; Mollusca; Gastropoda; Physidae.